Molecule: messenger RNA, 1500 nt
Organism: Calidris pugnax (ruff)
Lineage: Eukaryota; Metazoa; Chordata; Aves; Charadriiformes; Scolopacidae
Product: carbonic anhydrase 15-like
Exons: 8
Coding region: 460-1431 (323 amino acids)
Cellular component (GO): plasma membrane
Molecular function (GO): carbonate dehydratase activity; zinc ion binding
Source: RefSeq, a predicted model, not a curated record
UCCAAGGGAAAGCCCGGAGCGGCCAGAGUGUUUAUUGCCCUUGAGCAUCACCUCCCUCCCCACCGCGCUUGUGUCACUGGUGCCCACAGCCCCUUCCCUGGGCCGUGUGACCCGUGCUCUGGCGCUUCAGCUCCUUGUCUUGUCACUGUCCCCAUCAGCCCAGGUCCCUGGGGUCGGGGUCCCCGGUGCCAGCGCAGGAUUUACCUCCGGGAGCCGUUUUGGGCAGCCCUGCUGCGUGCCGGCGCUGAGGGUGCACGUGGCGGGGGUUCCCAGCAGGGUGGCACCGUGCCCACGGCCGAUCGAUGGCUGCAGAUUAAGCAACUAUUUUUAUUUUCCAGCGGUACUUUUUUCCCCUUGUCAUGGCUCUCGCCCUUGGUGCUGCGAGCAGGCGAGCGGCGGGGACCUCGCCCGGCUCUGUGGCGGCAGGAUGAUGGACGUGGCUUCUCCCAGAGCUGCAGGAUGGGCUGUGAGCUCCACACCACCGAGGGACCGGCAGGAACCCAACGGCUCUUCCCAGGACAGUGGUGUUACGACUCGCAGGACCCCAAAUGCGGUCCCAGCCACUGGAAGGAGCUGAAAGCCACGUGUGGUGGUGACAAACAGUCCCCGGUGAACAUCGACAGGCGCCGGCUGCAGCGGGACGCCGGCCUCGGGGACAUCCUCUUUGAGGGCUACGACCAGGCUCCCCCGGGCAAGUGGAGGCUGGCCAACGACGGGCACACGGUGAUGCUGAGCCUGGCGAGCGAGUUGGCCUCUGAACACAUCACCAUCAGCGGGGGGGGCCUCCCCGGCAGGUACCGUGCUCUGCAGCUCCACUUCCACUGGGGCAGCCCCGCCAGGAACGGCUCCGAGCACACCCUUGAUGGGCACCAGCUCCCCAUGGAGCUGCACAUCGUCCACAUCAACGUCAAGUACCGGACGCUGGCGGAAGCCAAGGGACAUCCCAACGGGCUGGCCGUGCUCGGCUUCUUCUUCCAGGUCUCUGAAACCCCCAACACCAACUACAACACCAUCGUGGCGGGGCUGAGGAACAUCUCCCACGCCGGGUACUCCGUGGAUUUGGCCUCUACCUUCCGCCUGAGCACCCUGCUGCCCCACACCGGGCGCCUCGCCGGGUACUACCGCUACCAGGGGUCCCUCACCACCCCCGACUGCAGCGAGGUUGUCGUCUGGACCGUCUUCGAGGAGCCGGUGGAGAUCGGACGGGAGCAGCUGCGGGCGUUCGUCAGCACCCUCCACUUCCCGGCCACCGGCUCCACGCUCCUAAAAAUGACCAACAACUUCCGUCCGCCGCAGCCCCUCCACAGCCGCAAGAUCUUCGCCUCCAGGGCGGCCACGGCCAGCGGAGGGUCCCCCCACGGGGGCCACCACCAGCUCCUCUCCCCCCUGCUCCUCCUGGCCCUGCUCGGCCCCUUCUCCCCAAACCUGUAGGAGCAUCGUCCCGCUGCAACGGUGAUGGGGGGGCAUUUAUUCCAAGCUGGAAUAAAGCCGAGGUCCUCA